AUGGAGGCGUACAUAGUUUUUCUGUUGAUAACUGCAACUUUAGCUGUACCAUACGAAAAACAAAACAUUCCUGCAAAUGCACCUGGAAUUGGCUUCAGAAAUGCAAGAAAUGACAGUGGAAUUCAUUUUGGUUUCAAUGCUACUGGACCAUCAAAUAAUACAUUAGACCAAGGCUUUGGAACCGCUUUUUCCGGUGAUGGCUGUCCAACUGGCAAAGCUAAAGUCCAUGGCGUUUGUGCUACAGUGGAUUAA
Messenger RNA from Danaus chrysippus (African queen), 252 nucleotides. The record is from the annotation of a GenBank genome assembly. Lineage: Eukaryota; Metazoa; Arthropoda; Insecta; Lepidoptera; Nymphalidae.